Messenger RNA from Musa acuminata AAA Group (dessert banana), 959 nucleotides. RefSeq names its product transcription factor BHLH148-like. The record is from RefSeq and is a predicted model, not a curated record. Gene Ontology annotation, molecular function: protein dimerization activity. The coding region runs from base 33 to 752 and encodes 239 amino acids. The transcript has 2 exons. NCBI's taxonomy places the organism in Eukaryota, Viridiplantae, Streptophyta, Magnoliopsida, Zingiberales, Musaceae.
AGAGAAGCAGAAGAAAGGCCGGGAAAGCUACCAUGGACGCCUUCCCCUUCCACGAGGACGACCAUCACGACAUCCACAGCUGGGCCUUCUCGCCGCUGGCCGACACCCUCGACCUCCUGGAAUGCCUCCGUAGCCCGCUCGUGCUGUCAACGCCGGCCGUGCCACCGCCGCAGUCCGCCUUCGUCCGGUACAAAGCGUGCGAUGGUGCGGCCAUGUCGGCGGGUUCUGGUAGUAUGGGUGGCGGCGCUUCAAAUAUCCACCGGAGAAUGAUCCAGUUUUGGCAGACCGUCGUCAUGGGCGUCAGGAUGGAGAGCUGUAAGGAGAAGACGGCAGGGAACAGCCGCGAGCUUCGGCAUCUGAUGAAGGAGAGACGGAGAAGGGAGAGGCUGAGCCAGGGGUUCGCUGACCUCCGCUUCAUGCUAUCUCACGGAUCAAAGGGUGACAAGAUCUCCGUUGUUCGAGCAGCUUGGGAGAACGUGAAGGAGCUGCAGCAAGCAAGGGAGAAGCUACGGAGACGCAACAAGGAGCUCGAGGUGAUGAUAUCUGGGAACGUGAUGGAAGCAGAAGAAACGGCGAUCAAAGUGCAACCCGAGAGUCGUUCGUCGUCGUUCGAUUCAGUGUUCUCCGCUCUACAUCGCCUGAAGCAGACGGGAGUGAAGGCCACCACCAUCAGCGCCAGCUUCUCCGGCCGGGUUUUGUCGGUGGAAGUGGCUACUGAAACGAAGGUAGAACAUUUCUCGAUGGUUGUGUAAUCCAAUCAUCACGAACAGACAUUGAUUGGUUUGUUUGCGUGGUGAAGGUGGCAGGAGAUGAAGUGAAGGGAGCCAUGAAUGCUUCUUUGGCUGAAGUGGAGUAGGAGCACUGCAUUGUCUUAGUGAUAGAUUUAAAGUUUGUCAAGAUAAUUGCACUCUAUCUUUGGCUUUCCUCAAAGACAAAUCAUUUGUUGUUUGAAUCAUACA